Molecule: messenger RNA, 5242 nt
Organism: Lytechinus pictus (painted urchin)
Lineage: Eukaryota; Metazoa; Echinodermata; Echinoidea; Temnopleuroida; Toxopneustidae
Product: TRAF3-interacting protein 1-like
Exons: 16
Coding region: 172-1974 (600 amino acids)
Biological process (GO): cilium assembly; intraciliary transport; regulation of microtubule cytoskeleton organization
Cellular component (GO): centrosome; axoneme; ciliary basal body
Molecular function (GO): microtubule binding
Source: RefSeq, a predicted model, not a curated record
AAAUUCUCCGUUGUGAAAUUCCAAUUACAAUAAUUUGUCAUCGAAAUGGCGUCCCGUUUCUAGGAAAAAACCGGUUACCAACAGGAGUAACGAGCCUCAUCUUGUUCGUUUUCGUGGAGAAUCUUACCCAGUUUCGGAUAGAGAUAUGAGGUGACAUUCUACUAGAACAUAAUGGGAGAGGAAUAUAUUAAGAAAACCCAGGAUUCUCUUGGGAAAAUCAUAAAAAAACCACCGAUGACAGAGAAGCUGCUGAAGAAACCUCCAUUCAGAUUUCUACACGACGUUUUCACAGAGAUAAUUAGGACAACUGGUUUCAUGAAGGGUAUUCUUACAGGUGAAGAAAUGUCUUCCCAAAAUGUUAAGGAUAAAGAUGCCAAAAUUGCCCUGUUACAAAAAAUAAUUGAUGUUGUUGAAAUGGUGACUGGUAAAACAUUAUCAGUAAAACCAUCCAAGAUUGUAGCUGGGCAUGAACCAGAUAAGACAAAUGAACUCCUUCAAACAAUUGCAAUAGCUGUAUCUAAGAAGAUGGAUAGUUCAGAGUCAGUACAGAAAGUCCUUAAUGGAGAGAAAGGCAGUUCAAGUAAACCCCCAAGGCCAAAGAGAGAUGAUGACAAGAAAAACAGAGAUACAAGUGCAGAUAAAAGAAAUAAAGAGAAUAAAGAGAAGGAAAGAAAAAGCAGCUCAGAUAAUCGGGAUAGAAGUGUUAGCAGAGACAGACUGAAAACAGAAGAUAAGAAGAGCAGAGAUCGCAGUAAAGAUCGAGAAAGGAGCAGUAAAGAUAGAGAAAGAAGCAAGGAUAGAGAAAAGAAUAAAGACAAAGAAAAGGACAGGUCUAAAGACAAGGAAGAGAAAAGCAGAUCAAAAGAUAAGGAGAGGAAUAGAGACAAAGAUAAAGAGAGAAGCAGAGAUAAAGACAAGGAGAGGGAGGAAAACAAAGAAAAGGAAAGAGAAGAGCGUGACAGGGAAAGGAGAGAAAGAAGGAGAAGAAAAGAUGAGGAGGCAAAGCAAGCUCAAAAUGAGGAAGAAGAGGUGAGUAUUGAUGAUCAGGACUUAAGACCAGCAGUACCUGAGGGUGAAGAUGGUGGAGGUGGUAAUCGGAUCCCUCGUCCUUCAUCAGCAAAAGGUAGCAGAAGAAGACCAACUAAAGAUAGUGAUGAUUCUGAUGGAGAGGGAGACCUUGAUGGUGGACGUCAGGAGAGUGCCAAACACAGAUCUCGGACAAGUAAGGACAAUGGUGAAAGUGGACUUACAGCAGAUGGUGCUUUACCCCCACAGGUCGCUGCUAGUCGAAGGAUGGCCCGUCCCAGCAGUGCAAGACCUGCCCCUCCAAAGCUCAAGAAACAAGAUUCUACUGAAGAUACUUCAAGGAUCGGAAGUGGUAAGCAGGUAUCUAAUGUGAUUGUUGAUAAUGGUCAUAAUUCAGAUGAUGAAGAUGACAUAUUUGUAGUAGAGGAUACUCAGCAAUCUAUGGAAGAUGAGCCAAGGCCCCAAGCAAGUGAGUCUAUGGAAGAUGAUGGUGAACAUGGAGGCCUUGUUAAGAAGAUCUUAGAAACCAAGAAAGAGCUUGAAGGAUCACAAAAUAAGGAAGAUGAUAAGCCUGUGGUGUUGGAUCCUGCCAGACGUAAAGAACGUGAGCUAGUCCAGCGUGAAGUAGAGAAGCUCCGCAGUGCUAUACAGACCUUGACCCGAAGUGCCAAUCCUCUAGGAAAGAUCAUGGACUAUCUCCAGGAAGAUGUAGAUAGCAUGCAGAAGGAACUGGAGAUGUGGCAGAGAGAGAAUAAAGAACAUGGUCUAGCAAUCAAACGUGAACAGGGGAUUACAGACAAUGAGUUAGAACCUCUUCAAGCCCAGCUAGCCCAGCUUGACCAAGCAAUAGAUGACCAAGUAGACACCAUUGCUGCAGUCAAAGCAAAUAUCCUGAGGAAUGAGGAAAAGAUAGGAAAGAUGGUUAAUAGUAUAGCAUUUACAAGAUGAGUCAUUUCAGUCAUACCAACUUCUCAAUCAAGCAUAUUUAAUUUUAUCAUUUUGAAUAUAAGAUUUAAUCUACAAUUCAUCUUAAUAUACUUCAAGUUAUUGUUCCUUAAUUUGACCACUUAUCACCUGACCAUGGAUGAAGUUUUUUUUUUCCAUUGGGUUGACUAAGUUAUUUUUCAUUCAUACUGAAUCAUCCCAUGGCCCUUGAUUGAUACAAUCACAAUCAUUUGCAUGUAAGCUAGUGGUCAAGAAUAAAGUUCAUGUAAAGCUACUUCCAUAUAAUAAUAAAGUCAAAUGAUACAGCUAGGUAUGGUAACCACAUUCACUUCAAUUUCUGGAGAUGCUAGUAGCUACUAGCAAACUCCAGAAAUGGCACUUUAAUGUCAUAUCAAGUGUUAGCUGAAGAAAGAGUCCAUAGCAUUUUUACAACCAUUUUGAAAUCAAGCAAACUUUUUUUCUCAUCUUAAUGCAUUCAGUCUGCAUAUAACUCAAUUGAGUUAAUGUUAAAAUACAGUAUUCAGAGAAUUUUGCUGAAACAUCCCACCACGAAUCCCAAUUGUGUCAUGAUUGAUGGCCAUCUAUGAUACUGCAGAUCUUUACCCUGGAGUUUGACAGGAUAGAAUAAGCCAAGUACUCUCAUUGUGAUUGUCAUUGGAGAUUAUCAAAAUCACUGAAUAUCAUUUCAAAUGCCAUUGAGAAGCAUAAAGUGCUAUGUUAUUGUAAAAUAUAUAUGUUAUUGUCUGGUGUAAUAUAUUUCUCACAUGAAUAGUUUUUUAUAUGUAUAUUUCUUAAGAAUAUAUUAAUGGAUCUUACCACAAUGAAUAUUUAAGUGCACUAAAGUCUGCCAGGUUUUGUCUCCAUUAAUAUAGGUGAUUUUGUCAGCUUUGUUUACAUGAUUUGAAAAAAAGAAGUUUCCUUGUCAAAUUUAGCAUCAUGAUCAGCUGCUUUGCAUGACAACAAUUCUGUUAGUACAAUGUACAGUGCAUGUAAGAACUAUUUUCAAAAGCAUCUCGUAUAACUAAUAUGGUGAAGUUUACAAACAAAAUAUAAUUAUCUUUAAGAUCUUGUAAAAUUCACUUUCGAGUGUAAUUUGCAUUCUUAGACCAUUUCAAAAAUAGGGGAAUAAAAAGAAUUUGCUUUUUUCAUUUCUUAUCGGAAUACAUUUGUGUGUGUGUGUGAUUAUUUAAAUGUAAUGAUUGUUUACAGAAUAUUUGUUAUUGUAUUACAGAAUAAUAACAAGACAUACUAUCGUAGUUUUUUGCUUGAUAAUCAAACUGGCCUUCUACAUAUGUUUGUAAUGAAGGAAGAUUUUAUCAAGGAUUUCUUUCCUAUUUUCUUCUGUAAAACAAUUGCUCAAAAUUGAAAAAAUACUGAUGGUCGUGUUAAUGGACUUAAAAUGGUACAAUUGCAAUGAAAUAAUAGAAUGGCUUAACAUAAAAGGUAUCCGGUUUUAGUUUCUCAACAGAGUAGGCAAACAAGAUUUUUGUUAGUUAAAAUGUAAAACAGAUUAUGAAUAGAUGUAUAAGUAAUUGUCAUUGUCACAAAAAUCUAUUGUGAAUUAUCAUUCAAACUGGUCAAUGUGUUAAUAUUGGGUCAUUGAUGCACCUAGGAGUACAUAUAUAUUAUAGUACUGUUGGUGGUCACAUGGUUAAGUCAAAGGUCAUUUUAGGUCAUACAUUAGUUUACCUUGGAAAACUUUCUGAAUUUUAUUCGCUGAUUACAUUAUAGUUGAGGGGACUAUGAAUUUUCAGAAGUAGGCAAGACACAGUGUAGCUAAUGUUUGGUUUUGAAAGAGAAUUUUACAAUAUGACUGACAUCACAUUUAUUACCGUCCUUGAUAAAUGCCUGGGUUCUAAAAAAUUAAUUUGAAAAACAAUACAAAUAAUAUAGAGUGAGCAUUGCAUGUUGAAACCGAUAAUCAAUAUUUUCUUGGGUCUGUUGCGUAAAAGAAAAACUCUGGCAAACUUUUUGCCCAGAGUUUUUAAUGUGUAAGUUUCAAUGGCAUAAUUUUGUUUGCCAGAGUUUUUUUUUAAUGGCGAAAGUUUUAUGCUACUUCACAAUUCAUGUAAGUUGUAAGGUAUACUCUUUGUAUUGAAUUUCACUCCUUGAAUAUUUAAAACAUUCAUGAAGCAUAGUACAUGCAAUGAUAAGCUUAAUAUUAGCAUGUUGGUACGAUUCAUUAUACUUGUACAAAGUCAGUUGUAGUACUCAUUAACCUCUGUUCAGCCAACCAUAUUAAAAGCUUGUGAUUAUAUGGGAAUGAUCACACUAUUUACGUUUUAUAUGAGCUUUAUCACCUUGAGGGUUAUGUAGUGUGAUGUUGAGAUUACAUGUAUAUUUCACAUCUCCUGGUUUCAUUCAUUGUAAUCACUUUUAGAUCCUUUCACUGUAUGAGAUUGUGCAGUCAAGUGUGAUUUGUCAUUAAAAGUUGUCACAUCUACUUUUAUUUAAUUGUAAAGGAAUUUGGUUGUCGUUGAUCCAUAGGUUUCCCUGUAUGCUAAUGUAUGAAGCAUGUUUGACUGAAACACAACUCUUUGGUAUCACUUUUUUAUGAUUAAGGUUGAAACAUUCCACUCUCCCUCCAUAUGGGAUUUAUGUUCACAUGUCUGUUGAUUGAUAUACAUAAAAAUUAUGUUAGAGCUUAUUUAUAACAUGAUGAAGUUAUUCCCAGGUAAUGCUACAAAAGUAGAAAAGUUCCUACAAAAAGUUCCUACUUCUGUAUGCUAGAACUUGUAAUUGUGAAAUUUAUUAUCAAUAUUUAAGUGGAUUUUGUUGUAGAAACUGGAUUACUAUUAUUAUUUACAUGGAUUAAAUGCUAAUCUCUUCAAUAUUACUACAAGAAGAAAGUUGAAUAAUGUGCUACCUAGCAGUGACUUCAGAAUGUUCUGAUCAGGCAAAGCGUGGGAGGCCAGGGCGACCCAUUGUGUGUAAACAAUGGUUUGAACCCUGCCCCGCCCGGACCAUGCCCAUCUCUUGUCUGAGCUGAAGGUUCCAGCUGCUACCUUGGAAUAAUUGCUGACAUCGCACGAUGUACUUCCUGAUGGGUUAUUAAGAUUUCAUAUUCGGCAGAAACUCACAAACUGGUUUAUUUACUAAGUGAUACAAAUGAAAGCAGUCAAACUCAAAAUAAGUUUCUUUAAAUGUAUCUUUAUUGAACUGUAAUAUCUGAAGAAAAACUUAUUUUCUCUGUGUAUAUACUGUGAAUACUUUCAAAACUGUAGAUAUAUUAUAGCUGAUAAUAAAGUGAAUUGUGUCUUGUGUGAAUAUA